AUGUUCAAAAAUUUAUUAGCUUUUAAUGAAUGUUCAAGGAAGGAUCUUCAAUUGGGUGAUAAAUUUGUACCUAAUCAUAUCAAUGUCAAUGAAAUCAAUAUUGCGUGUAUAAGACCAUAUGAAGAAUAG
Diversispora eburnea is the source of this 129-nucleotide messenger RNA. The record is from the annotation of a GenBank genome assembly. NCBI's taxonomy places the organism in Eukaryota, Fungi, Glomeromycota, Glomeromycetes, Diversisporales, Diversisporaceae.